AUGGUUAUUUCUGUAGGCUUAGUCGAAGGUUUUGCCUGGGUAUCAAUUGUAGUAGUUAGUUCCGCACCUACAGCUUCAUUACUUGACUUGGGUUUUCUCCCACCAGCUAUGGGUUUGUAUCGAUGGCAGAAAAUUUAUCAUGAUGCGAGAAGAAAGUAUUUGGAAUUUAAGGAAGGUGAUCAUGUGUUCCUUAGAGUUGAUAUUGUGACGGGUGUUGGAUGUGCGCUGAAAUCGAAGAAGCUGGCUCCUAAAUUUGUUGGUCCAUAUCAGAUUUCUCAGAGAAUUGGGGUUGUUGCUUAUAGAAUGGCCUUACCACCCGAUCUUUUGAAUUCACAUGACGUAUUGCAUGUAUCACAACUUCGGAAGUAUAUUCACGAUCUAUCUCAUGUGAUUAGGAUGGAUGAUGUGCAAGUGAGGGACAACCUUAUGGUAGAAGCAUUGCCCGUGAGAAUUAAGGAUCGGAAAUUGAAGAAGCUGAGAGGUAAAGAGAUUGCUCUAGUGAAAAUUGUUUAG
Molecule: messenger RNA, 513 nt
Organism: Lathyrus oleraceus (garden pea)
Lineage: Eukaryota; Viridiplantae; Streptophyta; Magnoliopsida; Fabales; Fabaceae
Exons: 2
Coding region: 1-513 (170 amino acids)
Source: RefSeq, a predicted model, not a curated record